This is a messenger RNA of Dendronephthya gigantea, 694 nucleotides long. RefSeq names its product ubiquitin-like protein 5. Lineage: Eukaryota; Metazoa; Cnidaria; Anthozoa; Malacalcyonacea; Nephtheidae. The coding region runs from base 35 to 343 and encodes 102 amino acids. Gene Ontology annotation, cellular component: cytoplasm; nucleus. Gene Ontology annotation, molecular function: protein binding; protein tag activity. The transcript is spliced from 5 exons. Gene Ontology annotation, biological process: protein modification process; mRNA splicing, via spliceosome. The record is from RefSeq and is a predicted model, not a curated record.
CAAUAUAGCUCAGAAAUCAGAAUUCAGUGUGAUCAUGCGCAGAAUUGUAUCAGUGUGUUAUUUUUGUUGCGACAACAGACGAAAGUACGACGUUUGCACAAAUUUGCUGUGUGACACGAGGAUGUUGGAGGUUACAUGUAACGACAGGUUGGGUAAGAAAGUCAGAGUAAAAUGCAACUCGGAUGACACUGUCGGUGAUUUAAAAAAACUCAUUGCAGCUCAGACUGGAACAAAAUGGGACAGAAUUGUUCUGAAGAAAUGGUACACAAUUUUCAAAGAUCAUAUAACGCUAGGUGAUUAUGAAAUUCAUGAUGGUAUGAAUCUUGAAUUAUACUAUCACUGAAUCCAUAUUAUCAAUAGAGUCACAGCACACUAUGUCAACUGUGGAACAAUGCUAAGAUAUUCUUUACAAAUACAUCCUCUAUCAAACGAAGUAUUUUGAGUGAGGACAAAUAACUGUACAAAAUACUAUGACAUAAUAAUGGAUUUAAAAACUGAGCAAAUUCGAAAUCAUUCUCUUUUUCAGAAAGUAUAAAAUAGCUUGUACAUAAAUGGCUAGAACAAUUUCCGAUUUGUUCAGGACUUUAGGUUUUUGUAUUAACACCCUGUAUAGCGUAAAUAAAAAUAUAACGUUGUAAUUAACUUAACAAUAAUUUUGUAGCAAAAUGUUAUUAGACCAAUUGCGAAACUUAGU